This is a messenger RNA of Cuscuta epithymum, 1923 nucleotides long. NCBI's taxonomy places the organism in Eukaryota, Viridiplantae, Streptophyta, Magnoliopsida, Solanales, Convolvulaceae. The record is from the annotation of a GenBank genome assembly.
UGAGAAUUUUGAUUCUUUAAAACCUUAAAGACGAAGAGUCAGUCGUCCCCGCAGAGGCAAAAGAGGAAGAGACGGUCGUCGAAGCAGAGGCCCAAGGCGUGGAUCGUCUUACAUCGACGAAGAGAGGGCCGUCGACCGUCGCUUUCAGCUUUGACGAGACCGGCUUCCAGGCUCCAGCUUCCCUAUUCACGGAGAUACGAUCGGCUUUCAUAUCACGAUUCCAGGUGCAUGAGUCUUUGAGGAAAGUUGUUUGAUUGUUUCUGUUGUCACCAUCAUGUAUCUCGAUUAGAGGUACACAUUUGUUGGUGUUAAUAUACGAGCAUUUUAUGUUUCGAUUUCUUCAAACCUUACUCGUCAAUCCAAAAUGGAAAAUUGCAAAUUACCUACUGAUUUGUUGAUUAACAUUUUGGCAAGACUGCCGGUAAAGCCCCUGAUGCGAUUUAAGUCUGUUUCGAAAUAUUUCUAUGAUUUGAUAAAGAGCGAUCUUCACUUCAUGCACAAACACUAUGAAAUCAGCAAAACAAAACCGGAACAUGCCGUUAUAGAGUCUGGAAGUGAUAAAAGAAAAGUUGUAAACUUGCUUUACAAAGAAUCGGAGUUUUAUGCGAUUGGAUGUCGAAACCUAGACAUACCACUUUCAGUCUAUUUAGGAAUUUGGCAUGUUAAGUGUUUGUAUGGUAUGUUAUGUUUAAUUGUCGGCAGAGAAGAUCCAUUUUACCUUCAAUUCGGGAAGGAGUUAAUUUAUGACAUUGUGAUAUGGAAUCCAUCCACCAAGGAAAUCAAAUCCUUACCCCCUCUUAAGGUUCCUUUCAAACAUCCCCACAAUUCACCAAACGAACCACCCAUCAGGUUCGUUAUGAAUGAUGGAUUCGGUUUUGGGCUUUGUAAGAACAUGACUUGGAAGAUUGUUUGUGUCUGGAACUUUGAAUUUUAUAAGGAUAAUGUCUUCCACGGAAUCGUAAUGGUUGGUAGUCAAGUUGGUGAUUCGUGGUGUUGGAGGGAAAUUGAUGCAAAAAAUAUUACUGGUGUUGAUUUAUAUAUGAUUGAAGAUUUUUAUUUAAAAGGGAGAUAUUAUUGGCGGGUUAUGGUACAAUACCCAGCUCUGUCAACUUACGAUCGUGAGCGGCUUCUUUGGUUUGACAUGGAUGAUGAGAUUUUUGGGAUACUUGAGUUGCCAUCUCAUAUCGGAUGUGGUUUGGUUACACCUAUGAAUGAGACUAUUGCUUUUCUUGGUUAUCCAAUUUUGGCGAAUAAUUAUCAGAUUGAGAUUUGGUUGAUGCAUGAAGAUGACAAUCACCAUUUUAAUUGGCAUAAACAUACCAGCAUAGACUCUCGUCUCUAUCCUGAUGAACAUCCGAUAGGAAUUUGGAAUCACCAUUUGCUUCUAAUUCCACCAAUGCCACAAACUGACUCGUUUACACUCGAUGCAAAUUUUGUACCAUCUUUGAUUUCCUCUGAUUUGAUAACUGGGGAAAGGGAUAUUAUGUAUGUGACAGAAGAAAGGAAAAACAUAGACAUUGCUUAUAACUCAAGUGGGUGUGUUCGUGUGAACUUUGAGGGGAAUGUUCAAAUACCUCGAAAGUACAGAAUAUUUCACAUGGUGGGAACGUUUGUUCGAGUUUACCAUGAGAGUCUAUAUUUACCGUAAGAAGGCAUGAACAUUUAUCUUAUCUUCAUUUAUUUAUGUAUUUGCUUGUUUAACAUUGAAAUGUCAUCCUUAUUCAGUAGCGAGUAGUAUAUGUUUGAUUGAACGCAUACUCUUCCAUGUGUUACCCUUGACAUCAGUCAGCUCUAAUGCUUCAGAACUAUCUACAUACAAGAGUUGUAGACUCUAAUACCAUAUAAAAUAUGUUCUUGUGCGUUGUUACCAUCAGAUCUAUCAAAGCAAUUGGGGAGUUUAGGGGCCAAUCCGUAGCCUUGCCC